Messenger RNA from Monomorium pharaonis (pharaoh ant), 4433 nucleotides. Its product is annotated as zinc finger CCCH domain-containing protein 18. Lineage: Eukaryota; Metazoa; Arthropoda; Insecta; Hymenoptera; Formicidae. The transcript has 8 exons. Gene Ontology annotation, molecular function: metal ion binding. The record is from RefSeq and is a predicted model, not a curated record. Bases 1017 to 4085 code for a protein of 1022 amino acids.
UCGUGGUGCUUGUGCUUUGUUCCCUUCGCGACUGGUAGACGGCCACGACGGAUCGUGGUUAUCUGCGCCAGAGCGAGGUAUCAGGUCCGUGUUUUCACACGCGGGUCGAAGUGCAGAGUCUCGUGCGCCGUCCGCGUCGUAGAGGAGAGACGCGAGUCGCCGGGUCUCGUUCGCGAGAGCCUCGGCGAGAGAGAAACGUCAGCAUCGCGGGUGACGCCGGCCGCCUUGGAGACACUCUUUUAGAGUGUCGAGUCUCCGCCUCGAGGCCGCGCGUACCAAGGUAAGACGCCCCAUCGACGUCCCGUUUCUCCCGGGCAGAACGCGGAUAUAAUAACGUUAACGGUGCCGACCCCCGUGCUAAACCGCCCCGCACUUCCCCUCGUCUUUUCCAUGCCCGUCAUCCCCGAAUCGCACGCACACGCACACGCACAUACACAUACGCAUGCACGCACGCCCGCAAGUUUACGCCUCCGCGUGUUCCUCGUGUCGCAGUCUCGAUCGCAGUGAUUGUCUUAACCUUCUUCGUGCCUCGCGCGGAGAUAACGCGCGUAUCUACGCUACAAAGCGAGUACGUGCGUACGCGGAGUAACCAAACGUCACGGCAACGAACGGAGGACACAAGUUGAAAGUUCGUUCGCUAUAGUUUCGUUCGCUAGUGCAGUACAAAAAAGAGUACGGUUCGCGUGGUUUGUCGCGUACUUUCUUAGUUUGUGUUGUGUUCAAGUUGAAAGUUCAAAGCGACGCGAAAGUUCAAAAAGUUCCGCGCCCAAGAAAAGUACCAAAAAACAGUAUCGUAUCGCAUAUGUGAGCAAGUAAAAAGAAAAAGUUCAGUUUAAUAAAAGUAAUAAAAGUAUAAGAGAAAAGUUUUGUAUAAGGUAAAAAGAGAGAAAGAAAGUCGAAAGUUUUGUGAUAUAAGUAUGUUCGACACGAUAACGUGGAUCGCGCGCGUUGUGCCAUCAAGAGCGAAUACUUCACAGACACUGAUUGACCCAGGCUGAACUAAAGAAGAGUUCAACAUGUCCGACUCUGGUACGGACAGUACUUCAUCGGAGGGUUACGACGAGGGCAGGAAUCGGCUCGCUCUGGCUGACGGGGAUGAGGUGACGUCGUCACGCUACUCGCAUCACUCCUCCGGUUCGGAGGAACGGCGAAAGUCCGCCGCAAGUUCCCCUUUCUCCGGCGGCAAGUCUCCACGAUCGCCGCUAUCGCCGGGCGGCGAGUCGCCCAAGUCGCCACAAUCUACCCCGAUGUCGCCUAAGUCGCAACAAUCCGGGAUAAUGUCCCCCAGCGAGGAGGGAGGCUCGCUGAGGUCGAUUCGCAGUCUGUCGAAGUCUUCACCGCCUCUGUCGCCGUCGCCCAUCGCGUCGCCUAUUGGGUCGCCGAUGUACGAACCAAAUGACUCGCCGAAGUCCUACCACUCGGGGAACAACUCGCUCGAUUCGCCCCAAAUGGACCGCAACUCGUUGCGCUCACCGGUGGAGGACAACGGGUCGAGUCUCUCGCCGUCGAACGACUCCAAGUCCAUGCGCUUCGGAGACGUCGAGUCGAAGGCGUCCGACCUUGAGGCGGAUACGCAAAGAUCUGCCGAUAAUUCGUUAAAAUCGUAUUCUUAUAAGAACAGCGAGUCCAGGCAAAGUUCGCCAAAGUCGCCGAGAUCGGGUCCGAGUUCUGUCAAGUCCUUGAUAUCGGCGAGGAGCUCGCCGAAGUCGUUCAAAUCCGGUCCGGCGUCUCCCAUGGAUGAUCAGGAGUCGGAUAAACACUCACCGGCGCAUUCGGGCCCUCGGUCCCCCGAGGAGGAGAAGAACGGGUCGUACAAUGAAUUGGACGGUGAGCAAAUCUCGGAUGGGGACAUUGAGGACGAACCGGAGUCCUCCAUGUUGAAAUCUAAACCUACACCCAUGACUCAUGGCGAGGAUUUGUCGGAUGUGUCCGAUCUCGAGAGCAUGGACGGUCCCGAGGAAUCCACUGAACAAAAUACUGAAGUGGAUAAGGCUCACGAACAGGAUGCCAAACAAGAAAUUGUAAAUGACGAAGAAAAUGCAAAGGAAAAGGAAGACAAAUCUGCACCAGUUGGCUUGACAGAAGAAAGCGAGCAAUUAGACUUCGAAGCCGACGGUCAAUGGAAAGACGAACGUGAUGAAGGUGAAACUGAGGCACCUGUUGCGAAAGAGACUAAAGAGAACUUAGAAAAAGACAGCAAAGAGAAAGACAAAGAUAAAGACAAGGACAAGGCGAAAUCGAAAGAAUCUGGCGAGGUAAAUGAUAAGGAAGAGGGAGAGGAAGGAGAGAAGGAGGAGUCUGAAUUGGAGGAAGGGGAGCUUAGCGACGGAGAUGACGCGCGUCCGGAGGAAACUGAGCCAAGGCCGGUGUGUCGUUUUUAUAGUCGCGGACAAUGUACAUGGGGUGUUAGCUGCAGAUUUUUACAUCCGGGAGUGACCGACAAAGGUAACUACACUAUGUUCGAUAUGGUGAGGCCUAUGGCGUAUCCACCGCACGCUGCCGCGCCACACGAGUAUAGAUCACACAUCGACAGACCAAGUAUGCGACCGUCGGUACCAGGUUACGGUGCUCCCACGCAUGCACCUAAGGUGGAGGAGCCAGCUGAGUCUGCCUGGGAACGCGGUCUGCGUCAUGCCAAGGAAAUGAUGCGUAAAGCGAAUAAACGCAAAGAAUCUGAUAUGGAUUUCGAAGAGAAGAAAAUGAACUUGAGUUUGGGACAGGAUGAAUUGGACAGGGAGGCUGGAUAUUAUGUUAGAGCAGCUAGUCCGGAGCCACCGGUCGAGAGAUGGCCGUCAUCAAGAGAAGUGCCACGCAGAGUAUCGUCCUCUCGACUUACACCGGAAAGAUAUGUUGAAGAACCUGAAGGAUAUUAUCCUCCACAAAACGAUUAUUACAGACGAGUGCACUACAAGGAGUCCCGCGAAUAUCGAGGAGAGCGUUUCGAUUAUCAUGCGGUUCCUCGUGGUGCGCAAUCAGCUUCUCCGCCACCGCACAACCGUGAUCGCGAGAGGGAGCGAGAUCGUGAGCGCGAGAGGGAGCGCGAUUAUUACGAAAAGUACGAGAGGAAACACAAACGACCGUCGCGGGAGGUUAUUGUGGAACGUAUCCCUCCGACGAAGCCCUGGCGAGAGGAAGAGCCACCUCCUGCUGAGAGAAGUAGAGGUGACGAAUGGGCGGACCCGUGGAUGCGACGCAAGUCACCGACGAGCACUGUACGCCGCAACACAUCGUCCCGCCGACAGUCCCGUCGUCAGUCUUAUUCCUCCGGAUCUUCAUAUUCUUCAACGAGUUCUAGCCGUAGCUCCAGUCGUUCUAGCUACAGUUCUUACGACUCCCUAUCCAGGUCUCGCUCACCCUCUCCCCCGUCUAGAACCCGUUCUGCUGGCAAAAGCAAGUCCACCGUUAUCAUUUCACCACCUUCGAAUCCUCCGACUGUUACUGCAGCCACGCCUCAACGAGGUGCCAUGUUAAUGAAUCCACCCGCUCCUUCUCCCCGUCCACCCAAGGGUUCCAUCUCCCCAACGACGGGUACGCUGCAUCGACGAGCCGGACUGAACCCACCUGCUCCGAGUCCGCUCUCGACUCAUCGCCACCAUGAGAAAGCAAGGGAGCAAAAGGCUGCUAUAGCCGCGGCUGCUGUGGCUAAAAUCAUUAAAAGUCGUUCUAGAUCUAGAUCGUCUCACAGUAGUUCGGGAUCGGAAAGCAGCGGAAGCAGCAGUGACUCGAGCGAAUCGAGUUACUCAUCAUCUUCCAGCGAAGCACGUAGAAGGAAGGGUUCGACGCCGCCGAUACCGCGCAAAGAUUCUAAAAGCAUCGAUGCGUUAAAGCUGAGCGGUGCAAAGCAGCAGAUUAAGUUAACACUGAAGCCCACGAGCAACGCUACAGCGGUAAAAAAGAUCGAUCGUAGUGCAAUUAUGGCAGGUAAAAAACGGCCUAUCGAGUCACCGCCGUUGAUCGACAGCAAAGCGCAAGUGGCCGCAGCGGCGGCCAAAGCCGCCAAGAAGGCGAGCUCACGACGCGAAGAAUUGUUGAAACAGCUAAAGGCUGUAGAAGAUGCGAUUGCGCGUAAAAGAUCGAAGGUUUAAAAUUGAUUUGACAUUAACAACGUGCGCUCCUCGUGAAUAGAGAUUAAAUACAGUAACAAAUAUCGAUCGUAUAUGUAUGAUAAUCGAAUAAAAACGAUUAAUAUAAAUUCCGAUAUAACAUAAAUAUACCGAUAUACGUAUAACUUUCCAAUAAAAUUAACAAAUUAUCAAAUAUUAAAUUUGCUUUUUGUAUUUUGCGAAAAGAUGUACAUGUAAACAUUAGCAUAUAUACAUUUAGAUAUAAUUAUAAAGUUCCAAAUUUAUGUUUAUUUAAAUUUAUUAAAUAUACGAUACAAAUAUAAAUGAUUAUGUUAUUAAAUGAUUUAUUAUUAAAUAAUUGAUUUAUCA